AUAGCCUGGAAAUUUUUCGGACUUGUUCACGAUGAAGCAACAAGACCUUCUGAGAGGUCAUCCAUCGAUCUCAAAAAACAGCACUUAUUUAGGAAAUAGCUCCACGCAAAUGAUCUCAACCUAGCGUGGAUACUACUCACUUAUUUUCUGAAAUCGGCGUCCCUCUCGCUCACACCGACAACCGCAUUCACGCACAUAAGUACUCGGCCUCAGGGCGCCCGCCUCUCUCACCAUGGGCAAGCGCACGAAACAGUACAAGAAGCUCAUGCGAUCCUUCGAGCUGCUUGGGUUUCGCCAGCCAUACCAGCUACUCAUCACCAGCGACGUCCUCCUCGACACAACGAAGCUAGACCUGAUCAACCUGUUUGAGAAGACGCUGUCGACCAAGGCGGUGAAGCCCAUGAUCACACAAUGCUGCAUUAGGGCGCUGUACGCAAAGAACAUGGGCCCGAAUCGGGACCCGACCGUGGUCGCUGCCAUUGACAGGGCAAAGACCUUUGAGAGGCGACGGUGCGGCCAUCUCAUGGACAAGGACCCGCUUACUGAACGGGAGUGUAUGCUCUCGGUCGUCGAUCCGAAGGGGAAGGGGGAGAAUAAGUUCCGGUAUGUGGUGGUGACGCAGGAUGAGUGGCUGAGGGACAGGUUACGAUCAGUAGUUCCCACACCACUGAUGUACGUUCGGAGGAGCGUAAUGAUACUCGAGCCCAUGUCCUCAGCAUCGGCGCGGGCCAUGGAAAGGGAAGAACGGUCCAAGUUCUUGGACGGCAUCAUAAGGCGCCCCAAUAAGAGGAAGAGGGAAGAAGACGAGUCCGAUGACGAGCAUUCGGGCGCUGAAGGGGAUGGCAAUGGCGAGAAGAAGGGUGGAGCGGGAAGAGACGACGAGCCCAAGAAGAAGAAGAAGAAGAGGUACGGGCCGAAAGGACCGAAUCCGCUGUCAGUCAAGAAGCCCAAGAAGAAGACGCCCGCGGUGCCCCCACCAAAGCCCAAAGCCACGGCACCGCCUCGGGCAGAAGAAGGUACGAUAGAGGCCCCGACGGAGAAGAAGGCCAAGAGGAAGCGGCGCAAGAAAUCCAAGGGCGGUAUGGGCAGUGGUGAGAGCGGGGGCGGUAGUGGUAACGCUGAGCAAGCGGGACAAUCGGAGACGGCGCCCGCUCAGCCUGCAGGGACGUGAGGUCGCGGCACCCUAAGUCAGAUUGAGACUUCAGUGCGGUGGGUGGGGACGUCUAGCUGUUUCUUGAGCUGACAGGUGUACCAUCAUUCAAGAGGGCUUAUUUUUCUUUAGUUCUCAUAGAUAUCUUUCAUGAAACUGGCAUACAAUGCUGCCUGCAUGCACG
Thermothelomyces thermophilus ATCC 42464 is the source of this 1334-nucleotide messenger RNA. RefSeq lists its product as uncharacterized. The transcript is spliced from 5 exons. Gene Ontology annotation, molecular function: small ribosomal subunit rRNA binding. The record is from RefSeq and is a predicted model, not a curated record. The coding region runs from base 233 to 1171 and encodes 312 amino acids. Lineage: Eukaryota; Fungi; Ascomycota; Sordariomycetes; Sordariales; Chaetomiaceae. Gene Ontology annotation, cellular component: small-subunit processome; nucleolus.